GAGUGUGACGUGUGCCGGGAAAUGAAGAAAUACAUAUUGAACCGACAAGAGGAAUGGAAUCAAGAACGACUGAAACUUAGAAACGAUUUCAGAAGCAAGUUUCUGGGGAACCUCCAGGUAAACAUUGGCAGCGGAAAGGAAAAACCCUUCACUAAGGCACAAAAUGAUUAUCUUCAAAAGUAUUACCGUGAAGCAGACGCCCACCUCAAAGAUAAUGAUUACGACGAACUGGUAAAGAGCCUUCAGAAGGAGGAAAUGAAGUCGACUGACAGAAAAGAUGUGGAUCUUCCCCCGAUGUACAUAGCAGUUACUACUGUUUUUCAAAAAGCAAAACAACUUUGCAGUGAUGCUCCAUCUUUGGUGGUUGCUGAUUAUGUCAUCUCUGAAACAUUCAAUCGGAACGAGAUAUUCACAACAGCCAUGAAGAAUAUGCCGGAUGAUGAGAGAAACAAACUUUUCAAAGUGAAACCGGAAUUUAUAAAAAGUGAGGAGUGCCGUGGCAUCUUUUUGUCUUACCGAGGUAAAUCGAAGGUAUUCAACAUAUUCCUCCAGGUCAAUACAUCUCGUGCAGAAGAAGAGCAGAUUAAGAUCAUUACAAGCCAUACAGGGAACCUGACAAAAAAAAAAGCAUCAUGGAUCCUUCCCAUGGCAGGAGGGUCCGGAACUGGAAAGACUAUUAUUGUGAAGGAGAUAGCGAAGCGAUUUGCAGAAGGAGAUAAAGUACUAUUAGUGAACCUAGCGGGUGGAGAGCUCACAAAGUACUUCCAAGAAGAAUUCCAUGGAAAAACGAACAUCAAGGUGAUGGAUGGAGUUCACGAGAAUAUUCCGGAGAACCUUCAAGGGAUAUAUAAUUUCCUUGAUAAAAACGGAAAGGAUAAGCAUGUUCUGUUUGACGAAGUCCCUCUCACUCUGGGAUUUGAGGGUCCCCUUGAUGAGAAGAGACUCACAAAACACUGGAAGGACAUCCUUUUCAAAAGUUUAGUGAAAAGCCUUACACUUGCAUUCCGCCCGAAUGAUGAAACUUAUACGACGGAAAUUGAUCUAAAAAAUGUCAAGAUCGCAGGUGUCGGUUUGAAGAUCUUGCAUGUUGUGAAAAGAAACACUAUACGUGUGUCCGACUUAUUCCUGGCCCUUGGCAACUACGAGCGGUGGUAUCCAAAGGAAGUUAUCGUCAUUCUGGAUCUUCUUGGGUCCAAAUGGAGGAACUACCUUCGCAUGAUGUAUUCAUGCCAAAAGAACAUCGUCAUUGCCAUGGAAUUUGAUGUUUCAAAAAUAGGAAAGUAUUUUGAGAUAUACAAGGAGACGUUGAAAGAACCAGAAAUUGUCACGGAGAUCAAGGAAAUGCUGCUGAAGAAACUUGAGAAAGGAAAGGAUAUGGAGCGCCAGAGAAGUAUGGAAGAGCUGAAUGAAGCAGAAUGGGAUCUUUAUCCCCUCAGUGAACAGAAUGAGCAUGAAGCCAAUGACGAACAUAUUCCCAUUGAA
Messenger RNA from Darwinula stevensoni, 1482 nucleotides. Lineage: Eukaryota; Metazoa; Arthropoda; Ostracoda; Podocopida; Darwinulidae. The record is from the annotation of a GenBank genome assembly.